Hyalella azteca is the source of this 1314-nucleotide messenger RNA. RefSeq names its product ubiquinol-cytochrome-c reductase complex assembly factor 1 (gene Uqcc1). The transcript has 4 exons. Gene Ontology annotation, cellular component: mitochondrion. The record is from RefSeq and is a predicted model, not a curated record. NCBI's taxonomy places the organism in Eukaryota, Metazoa, Arthropoda, Malacostraca, Amphipoda, Hyalellidae. Gene Ontology annotation, biological process: mitochondrial respiratory chain complex III assembly. The coding region runs from base 1 to 546 and encodes 181 amino acids.
AUGGCACUAAAAUUACUGUGUUUUUCAGUGCUGUCUCUUCAAGACACAUUAUUCUCCUGGUUCCUGGUCAUGGAGCUGCAGGUGUGGCUAGUCUCAGUGAGGCUAAUGGCUGAGGGAGAGGAUGGCAAGACAGCAAGAAAUGCCCUCAUCUCUGCACUAUGGGAUGACACUAAUGCCAAAAUCAAGGAUUUGGGUGUGCGGUCUACCAGCAAGAGAGCUGACCUAGAAGAUAUGAACUCGCACUUACAGACAUCACUUGUGAGCUAUGAUGAGGGUCUGCUUGGGAGCGACCGAGACCUGGCAGGAGCCGUGUGGCGGAGACUUGUGAGACGUUUAAUAGAUAAUGAGGCUGGGGAAGAACAAGACACCCAGACGAGUAAGGUGCUGGAAAACAUUGCUGAGCCUCAGGCUGAUCCUCGCUGCCUGGAGUCCCUCGUCAGCUACAUCAGGCAGCAGGUGCAGCUGCUGGAUGCUCUGGACACCGACGCUCUGCUGACUGCAAAGCUUACCUGGACGCAGCCCAGCCUACCAGAGACUUUCACUUAGCUGCGACCUCGUGCUGGAUUAAAAAUUUUUACCUUCAGUAAUAAUAGUCAAAAAUGAUGUCCUAAAGCUCAAGGCAACUUCACCCUCAAUAUUAUAUAAUAGUUGUGUUAUAUAGUGGAUAUAACAGUUCUUUUAUACACUGAGUUUGUUUCGGUGAUUCAAGUCAAUCUCACCUUGACUACAUCUAUAACCUAUUCCACCCUUCCUCUCCAGGCAAAUGACGUGGAAACGACGUUGAUUAAGAGUUCAAUCAACGUUAUUUCAACGUCAGAUGCCUGCUGGGGAUCCUAACUUGGCUCUCUACAUAAUAAAUGUCGGAAUGCUUCAAACACGCCAUGUUGAUGUCGUCAGUGGUGUAAAUUUGAUGGUAUUUGCCUUGCAUUUUCUUGUGUAUUGUUCAUGGAUUAUUUAUAAUUUUGUUAUCGAAAAAACGCGUGAAAUGGCGGCUGGUGAAGUAGUUUAUCUAUAGAAUAUGUAAAAGAAGUUGCAAAUCCUUGCAGAAGAAGAAGUUGCACAGAAAAACAGCAAUAUCUUCCCAUGGAAAGAAAAAAAUAGUUUUGAAAAUUCGAGUUCUGAUUUUCUUAUCGUAAAUUAUUAUGUAUUUUUUUAGAUUGUGAUUACCGUAUGUUUUGUUGACAUGUCGUCGAUAUUAUUUAGACAAAAUGCUCCCAGAAUAGGUUGACAGAUAUAUACGUUGUAUGGAUUCAGUCAAAGUGGAAGUGUAAAUACUACUGAGGUUUUUGUACAAAUAAAAAUGAAUGAAAAUUU